Phaeoacremonium minimum UCRPA7 is the source of this 1287-nucleotide messenger RNA. Its product is annotated as putative rrna-processing protein utp23 protein. The coding region runs from base 1 to 1287 and encodes 428 amino acids. The transcript has 3 exons. The record is from RefSeq and is a predicted model, not a curated record. Lineage: Eukaryota; Fungi; Ascomycota; Sordariomycetes; Togniniales; Togniniaceae.
AUGAGGAGACUACCUCUCCUACCAUCGGCUUCCAUCCCUCACCAGAUCCGUCGUGCCCUGCUCUCCUACCGCUCCUCGCCCUCCUUUCCCCUCGAAGCGCGAUGGGCCGUCGCAGCCUCCGGUCUCGAGAUCGAGCGUCUCUUCUCCUCGGCCGCGGCCGCCCUCGCCGACAUCCAACCCGGUGAGAGCCACCACGCCUCCGCAGACCCCUUUGGCGAUGCCGCCGCCACACUACCCAAGCUGCCGUACCGCUUCGAGACCGGCAUCGCACUGUUCGCCAAGCGGGCGCCGCGGCCGUUCCCCCCGCCUUUUCUCAGCCCGCCGAGCGGCUCCUUUAGCGAUCCGCUGAGUACACACCACCGCAGCCGGGACCGCCGCGCAUUCGUCAAUGGCGAGUUGAUCCAGGGGUGGACAAAUGGCGACGAUGCUGUGUUCGAGAGCGACUACUUGAUCUGCGCGAACGAUGGGGUGGGGGCUUGGUCGGCAAGGCCCAGGGGGCAUGCUGGGCUCUGGGCGCGUUUGAUAUUACACUUUUGGGCAAGGGCGAUGUUUGAGGAUGCCGAGCGACCGCGGCCGGCCGGCCAGCCGUACGAGCCAGUUCCGAUUAGGUACCUACAGCAGGCGUAUGAGCAGACCAUCGAAGCAACGUCAGAGCCGGAUUGGCAAGGUACUACGACAGCUUGCGGGGCACAAUUGCACUACAAACAGGCUGGUGAAGCAGAGCCCAGCAAGAAGAGCGACACUGGCAAGGAGACACAUGGGACGGAACCUUUACUCUACGUGACGAACCUUGGAGACUCGCAAGUGAUGGUUGUGCGGCCUAGUGCAGAAGAGCUCGUCUUCAAGACAAAGGAGCAGUGGCAUUGGUUCGACUGCCCGCGGCAAUUGGGAACAAACAGCCCGGAUACUCCAGUAUCCAAUGCUGUGCUAGACAAGGUGUCGAUACAGGAGGGGGACAUCGUUCUCGCUAUGACUGACGGCGUCAUUGACAACCUUUGGUCUCACGAGAUCGUCGAAAACGUCAGCAAGAGCAUCAAAAGGUGGGAGGCAGGAGAGGGCGGAAAGGGCCAUGGUGGAGAUAGGACAGGAGGAGCAAACGGUGGCAUGACAUUUGUUGCGGAGGAGUUAAUGGUUGCGGCCAAGACGAUUGCGCUCGAUCCAUUUGCCGAGAGUCCCUUCAUGGAGCAUGCCAUCGAGGAGGGUCUCGCGAGUGAAGGAGGAAAACUUGACGACAUCAGUGUCGUAGCAGCACUUUGCACUCGCAACCCCUCAUGGGAUGAGAAGUAG